CUGGGAGAGGGCUGCGCGUUCCCACGGUCAGCCGCGCACACACGUGUCUGCAGCAGCGCGGCGAAGAGCCCGCGGGAGAGCAUGUGAGUAUGAGAAAGCAAGGAAGCAAACAGCAUGGCAGUUCCUCCUUGAAGAGCUCUAGGUACUGAUCUGGGACAGAGGUACAGGAUGGACAUCCCAGCAUCUGGGGCAGGAAUAAUCCUCUACCAGAAAAUCAAGCUACACUGCAAAUAUCCACCUUUGGGGGACAUAUCUUGCUGUUCUUCCAGAAGCUAUGCCUGAAUGACUGUGUAAGACUUAAGCAGACAUGAUGUCCUCUUUGGGGUCCAAAAACUUCUUCUCCUUCCCACGCUCAUUUGAAUGGCUGGGUUGAAGUUACCUUGGCUGCCAAACAACCCUUGCCAUGGGUGUUUUGCUGGAUAGAAUCUGUGACUUUUCUUUUGGGUUCAACAUUUCAUCUGGAACUCCUACACCACCUGUAGUCAACCAGUCUCUGAAGGACACUGAACUGGUGCAGCAAUAUUCAGAGUGCACGCAGGCUGAUGGCAGCUCUCCGGGUCCAGCUGUCUCCUUAGUGCUUCCCAUCAUCUAUGCCUUCAUCUGUGCCUCUGGUGUCCUGGCCAAUGGGCUGGUGAUCUCAGUGGUGUUGGGCUGCAAACAGAAGGUCGUCUCGGACAUCUACAUUCUGAACUUGGCCGUGGCUGACCUGUUGUUCCUGCUUGGGAUGCCACUCAUCAUCCAUCAGCUUCUUCAGGAGCGAGGCUGGGUAUUUGGGGACUUUCUGUGUUGGGCUGCAACUACUAUUGAUCUCAAUAACCAGUUCAGCAGUGUGGCCAUUGUCACUCUGCUCUGCAUAGACAGAUAUGUGGCAGUGGUGUACUCAUCUACCAUUGGCCAGAAGCGGACCUUGCGCUGCACAGCAGUGAUCAACACUGGCAUAUGGGCUGGAAGCUUGAUUCUGGCUACUCCCGCUAUGCUGUACACCCGGAUAUUUUGGGACAACAAGACUGAGAUCUGCCUUAUUGACUUGCCAAGUCCCCGUAGCAUGUACUGGUAUACCCUCUACCAAUCCUUAGUAGCAUUCCUACUCCCUUUGUUGGUGAUUACGGUGUUAUAUUCCUUGACUUUGCACCACCUAUUCCGUGCCAUGCGCCGUGUGCAUCGGAAGGCAUCUGCCCGCAGCCGGAAAGUGACUCGCAUGGCACUCACAAUCAUUGCUGCCUUCUUCAUCUGCUGGACACCCUAUCACGUGCUGCAGCUGGUCAAUCUGACAGCCACUCCUUCGACAACCUUCUUCUACCUAUACCAGGCUACUAUUUGCCUCAGCUAUGCUCACAGCUGUGUCAGCCCCAUUCUUGUUAUUUUCUGCACCGAGUUCUUCCAGGAGAGGAUGGCCCAGUCCAGGUAUUGCAAGUGUCUCACCAGGUGGACAACGAUACGGGAACAUCUUUCUUUUUCUACUGCAGAAAUCACAGCUACAAUGUAUAGCCCACAAGUGAGUCAUUCUCUGUCUCCGUGCAGCCAUCAUCACUUUGGGAUAGAAAUGCCUUUAAAUUCCAUGAAUGAAACAACCAGCUACACUAUGCCUGUCAGUGGGCAUGGGGAUUGUAAUGGAGCUUCCAGUGGCCCUCUCUGAUUGUUGCUUAUCUGAAUGUAACCUAAGGGUAUUCUUCUGAAAAGAAAAAAAAAACGGUGCUUUUUAUAUUGUGUUCAUUUGUGAACACAUAAUGAAGAAGGUUCACGUUGUGAUGAUGGUUCAUCUUGUGAAGAGAAAGAGAAAUGGACCGUAGGAUCCUUGAAUUUGAAAGGUGGAGGGACGUUUUGAGAUAAUGGACUCUGAUAAUUGUAUGCCAUCAGUAUGCUGACUGUCCCACUCACGGAAUGCACAAUACUCCAAUAUAUCUUUCUAACGCACUCUUCCUCCAAAAGUGAUUUUUCCCUCUCUAAGGGCUCUUCCAACAGGCCUUUCAGGCAAUCACUUCUUCCAUGUCUUGCUGAAUAUGUGUUUGAAGGCUGUGGUAAUAUCAAUUUUACUUGUUACCUGAAGAAACAGGCUGUUUACAUUUGCAGAAGAAGAUCAAGAACAUUGUGAAACUGAUGAAGGGGUUGUGAAAUUGAUGCAGGUGAGUUUUCUGAGGAGAUCAGGUUAUGAAAUCGAAGAGAGGUUUGCUAAAGUAACAAAAGGAGAGGGUGCCCUGCUUUGUUUUCCCCAGGGGACUGGUGGGCCAAAACCAAACCAAACAUUUUUUUCUAAAAAAAUCUAAAUGUAUAGAAAUGAUGGUUCAAACUUUGUGCAUUUUUCUAGACAGAAAAGUGGUCAGAAGCUACUGAAAACCUGUGGGAGCCUGCUAUUGGUCACCAAAAUCACAAUGCUUUUUAGCAUCUCUUAUAUUUCUCACAACAGGAAUAUAUUUUGGAAAAUUAAUGCUUCUCAGUCAUUUGCACAUGAAGGCAGCUCCAGCGUAGAUCCUUCUGUCUACUCAGUGCAAAAUUUGUUAAUGAGGGAUGCAAAUACACAAUUUCUCAGAGAUGAGCAACUGGUUUCUCUCCAACAAGGAAGAAUCUAUUACCUCCCAAGAAAGUUGAUUCCACCUUCAAACAGUUUACACUGUUAAGAAACAUUCUCCUGUUUAGCAGAAAUCUUCUCACUGGAUCUAGUCUAGCCCUUAUGAGCAAAACAGGACAUAUCUGUUCUCUCUUCCUUGUGACAACCCCAACAAGAACACUUUUAAUUUCUCACUCUGUAAAGGACUAAGAAAUUCCUCAUAGGACUUAACUAGAUCCAUCACUGGAAGUGCACCAUGUGCUCUACUUUUGCAUAUGUCCUUCACAAAAUGUGCCAUCUUGAUUAGACAUAGUACUGUUCCUCCCCAGUGUAACCUGGGUGGAGAUUUUGAUGAGGGCAUCUUAUAUAGCAGGUUAGAGUAGCUUAAGGCAGUGCUUCUUAAACU
Molecule: messenger RNA, 2951 nt
Organism: Python bivittatus (Burmese python)
Lineage: Eukaryota; Metazoa; Chordata; Lepidosauria; Squamata; Pythonidae
Product: melanin-concentrating hormone receptor 1-like
Biological process (GO): neuropeptide signaling pathway
Cellular component (GO): plasma membrane; neuron projection
Molecular function (GO): neuropeptide binding; G protein-coupled receptor activity
Source: RefSeq, a predicted model, not a curated record